Syngnathus typhle (broad-nosed pipefish) is the source of this 4574-nucleotide messenger RNA. RefSeq names its product glutamate receptor, metabotropic 5a (gene grm5a). Gene Ontology annotation, cellular component: postsynaptic density membrane. Bases 1 to 3285 code for a protein of 1094 amino acids. The transcript is spliced from 17 exons. The record is from RefSeq and is a predicted model, not a curated record. Lineage: Eukaryota; Metazoa; Chordata; Actinopteri; Syngnathiformes; Syngnathidae. Gene Ontology annotation, molecular function: adenylate cyclase inhibiting G protein-coupled glutamate receptor activity; G protein-coupled receptor activity involved in regulation of postsynaptic membrane potential. Gene Ontology annotation, biological process: G protein-coupled glutamate receptor signaling pathway; regulation of synaptic transmission, glutamatergic; trans-synaptic signaling by endocannabinoid, modulating synaptic transmission.
AUGGCGGCAGGCAUGAGGACGAACGCCAGGAUGGCGUGGAGACUAGGGGUGUACGUCCGGCUGCUGGCGGCAAGCGUACUGCUAGGUGCCGAGCUGAGCCGACUGGGUUUGAGAGAUCGGGUCGGGGUCGCCGCACAGAGCAACGAACGACGGGUUCUGGCUCGCAUCCCGGGCGACAUCAUCAUCGGAGCCCUGUUCUCCGUCCAUCACCAGCCGCCUGCAGACAAGGUGCACGAGAGGAAGUGCGGGGCGGUGCGCGAGCAGUAUGGGAUCCAGAGGGUGGAGGCCAUGAUGCACACACUGGAUCGGAUCAACGCCGAUCCCAACAUUCUGCCCAAUAUCACUCUAGGUUGUGAAAUCAGGGACUCGUGCUGGCACUCUGCCGUGGCCCUGGAGCAGAGCAUCGAGUUCAUCCGGGACACGCUGGUGUCCAGCGAGGAGGAGGAGAGCCAGGCCAGGUGCGCCACACCUGGUGGCAUUGCACCGGUGCCGCAGAGCAAGAAGCCCAUUGUGGGCCUCAUCGGGCCGGGGUCCAGCUCGGUGGCCAUCCAGGUGCAGAAUCUCCUGCAGCUCUUCAACAUCCCGCAGAUCGCCUACUCGGCUACUAGCAUGACUCUCAGCGAUAAGAGACUGUUUAAGUACUUCAUGAGGGUGGUGCCCUCAGACAUGCAGCAGGCCAGAGCCAUGGUGGACAUUGUCAAGAGGUACAACUGGAGCUAUGUGUCUGCCAUACACACUGAGGGUAACUACGGCGAGAGCGGCAUGGAGGCCUUCAAGGACAUGGCGGCCAAGGAGGGCAUCUGCAUCGCGCACUCGGACAAGAUCUACAGCAACGCCGGCGAGCGCGCCUUCGACCGGCUGCUCCACAAGCUGCGGGCGCACCUGCCCAAAGCCCGCGUGGUGGCCUGCUUCUGCGAGGGCAUGACAGUGCGAGGCAUCCUGGCCGCCAUGCGCCGCCAGGGCCUGGUGGGCGACUUCUUGCUGGUGGGGAGCGACGGCUGGGCGGACCGCUACGACGUGACGGACGGCUUGGAGCGCGAGGCGGCGGGCGGCAUCACCAUCAAGCUCAAGUCGGCCUACGUGACGUGGUUCGACGACUACUACCUGAAGCUCAAGCCCGACACCAACGUGAGGAACCCCUGGUUCCCCGAAUUCUGGCAGCACCGCUUCCAGUGCAAGCUGAAGGGAGUCCCGCAAGAGAGCACCGCCUACAACCGCACGUGCAGCUGGAGAGAGUCCUUGCGCCACCAAUAUGCCCAAGACACCAAGAUGGGCUUCGUCAUUAACGCCAUCUACUCCUUGGCGUACGGUCUGCAUGCCAUGCAGCAGGACCUCUGCCCGGGAUAUAAGGGUCUGUGCGAGGCCAUGCGGCCCAUCGACGGGCGCCAGCUUCUAAACUUCCUGAUGCAAACCAACUUCACGGGCGUGUCGGGAGAAGUCAUCCACUUUGACCAGAACGGAGACUCACCCGGCAGGUACGAGAUCAUGAACUUCAAGCAAAUGGCCCGGGAGGAGUACGCCUAUGUGCACGUGGGCAGCUGGGACCAGGGCGGCCUGCGCAUGAACGACGAGGAGAUCUGGAGCAACGACAGCGACGUCAUACUCUCCGUUUGCUCCGAACCCUGCCAGAAAGCACAGAUCAAGGUGAUCCGCAAAGGCGAGGUGAGCUGCUGCUGGACGUGCACGCCCUGCAAGGACAACGAGUUUGUGUUUGACGAGUACACGUGCCGCGCCUGUCUGCUGGGCUCGUGGCCCACCGACGACCUGCGCGGUUGCGAGCCCAUCCCGGUGCAGUACAUUCGCUGGGGCGACCCGGAGCCCAUCGCCGCCGUCGUGUUCGCCUGCCUGGGCCUACUGGCUACGCUCUUUGUCACAGCUGUCUUCGUCAAGUUCUGGGACACGCCCGUGGUGAAGUCGUCCAGUCGGGAGCUGUGCUACAUCAUCCUGGCGGGCAUUUGUCUGGGCUACGCGUGCACCUUCACCCUGAUCGCCAAGCCGCACCUGGUUUACUGCUACCUGCAGAGGCUCGGCAUCGGCCUGUCGCCCGCCAUGAGCUACUCCGCCCUGGUCACGAAGACCAACCGCAUCGCUCGAAUCCUAGCAGGCAGCAAGAAGAAGAUCUGCACCAAGAAGCCUCGCUUCAUGUCCGCCUGCGCUCAGCUGCUCAUCGCCUUCCUGCUCAUCCUGCUGCAGCUGGCCAUCAUCGUGGCGCUGCUCGUCAUCGAGCCGCCAGAGGUGGUCCACGACUACCCCAGCAUACGUGAGGUGCACUUAAUCUGCAACCUGACCACUCUGGGGGUGGUGGCGCCGUUGGGCUACAAUGGCCUGCUCAUCCUCAGCUGCACCUUCUACGCCUUCAAGACUCGCAACGUUCCGGCCAACUUUAACGAGGCCAAGUACAUCGCCUUUACCAUGUACACCACCUGCAUCAUCUGGCUGGCCUUUGUGCCCAUCUACUUUGGCUCCAACUACAAGAUCAUCACCAUGUGCUUCAGCGUUAGCCUCAGCGCCACCGUGGCGCUCUGCUGCAUGUUUGUGCCUAAGGUGUACAUCAUGCUGGCCAAACCGGAGAAGAACGUGCGCAGCGCCUUCACCACCUCUACGGUGGUGCGCAUGCACGUGGGAAACGCCAAGAAAGCUACCAAGGAGGGCAAGUCGUCCAGCAGCAUGGCCAACCUAUUCAGGCGCCGCUCGUCCUCACAUGGCAACGCCAGUUCUAACGGGAAGUCGGAUGCCUGGAAGCAGAACGAGCGCGGCUACAGGCCCAACCUUUGGAAGCGGAUGACCUUUCACGUCAAGAAGAAGGACACCCCGGACACCAACCAGACGGCUAUCAUCAAGCCUUUCUCCACGAGCGGCGGCGGAGAGGCGGCGGCGGCUACUUUCGAGUCGCAGUGGUUCCAAGACGGACACGACACCAGACCGACGCAAGCCGAACUCCCUGCCGGCGACAUCAGCGCGGUCGGCGUGGGCGAGCUUGGCAUGAUGUGCGGCCCGCUAGGGGGCGCUACCGUCAUGGAGCAAAUCAACUGCGUGGUCAACAGUUUCAACCAGCUGGACGUCGCCGCCCUGUCGGCCGACGGCCCCGCCGUGAAGCCGGCGCGCCACGUCAGAGACUCGGAGGAGCCGGCCGCACUCACGCCGCCGUCGCCGUUCCGGGAUGCCUCGCUCAGCUCCGAAGCCAGCGACGACGCUUGCUCCUCGCGCUCGCCGUCUGGCGCCUCCGAGGCGGAAUACGGGCAGCUGCUGCUGCGACACUACAGCCAGAGUGCUUCCUCUCUGUAAACGACCAAACUUGUGGUGCCUUGAAAAGAGUCAUUUAGAAGAUGGUGGUGCUUUCAGGAAUCGCCCACAUCGUUUUUCAAAUCCAUCAACAAAGAAAAACAUCAAGCGAAGCGGACGUGCUAAUGCUAAAGGAGCGGACAUGCGUUGCCUUGGUCCUAGUAUCUUAAAAUUUUAGAUAACACGCUAAUCUGCUAAAACUUUGCGCUUCAUAAUUCAAUCGGGGCGAUUACCAUUGUCAUACAUAGAGACGACUGAAAGGAAAAUGAGCAAAGAUGGAAGUAAAGUUGUUGUUUUUUUUUACCUAGUUUGAACCGUCACAUUCCAAAGAGAAAUUUAAAAAUAGGUCGCAAGAACUAUUACCUUUAAUGUGUACAUUAUUCAUGUUCAUAUUUGUAUUUGCUUACCGUUCAUUUAGGGUGACUUUUUCCAAGGACCAGAAAGUGUUUACAGCUGAAUUUCUUAAGGUUCUUCAGAUAGUUUUGAAUACAACGGAGCGAAGCACUGUAAAACAUGAAAACAAAAACAGUCUUGGUUAAGUGAUGUCCCCACGUUAAGCUCUUAUUUUUUUUAAUGCUACAUGACUGCUAUUUGCAUUUUUGUGUGCACGUUUUUUUUUUUUCUCUUUUAUGGACGAGAGGUUUUUAUUUUUACGAGCUCAGAAGCAAACAUUUGCUCAGCUCGAGGCAAAUUUGAAUGUCAUUCUGGUUUAAAAUGGACCAAAAAGCACCUCAGGACUGAUCGUGUAGCAGAGUGCUGGAAUCUUGUUAAUAAUGACGAGUUGGUUUUGUAAGAUGAUUAGCUAACCUUUUGAACUUUCACAUUUUUGGGGGUCAAAUAAUUCUCUCGUUUUAGUUGUUGUCUUUUUUUAAACUAUAGAAUAGUUACUUAAUUGUAGUUAUUUCUAAAAGUGACUACACAAGAGUGCGUAUGUGCUUCUUCUACUCACCAAAAUUGGACUAAAACACUUUAAAUAAUAUUUUUCUUUGACCCCAAGAGGGGAGAUUGGUUGGAUUGAAUUUUAUGACUAAUAUUUAGUGAUUUUGUUUUCUUUUCUUAAUCUUUAGGUGAUUGUCAUCUUUCUUAUGAAAUGAUUUUUAGGAUUUACAGUAUGUGUGUUGCCGCAUGUUUACUGUACGUACAAACGCGCACACACACAAGCGUUGGUGCAAUUUUUCGAGUACAGUGUUGCCAUGUUAGCAUGUCGCUUUAUAUUCAUUUUAUGCACCGAUGCGUUAGUUCUACUCAAAAGCAAUUUGCUUUGAACGUUGAUUAAAUUCUGUUUAGUUUAC